Salvelinus sp. IW2-2015 is the source of this 4550-nucleotide messenger RNA. Its product is annotated as nuclear factor NF-kappa-B p105 subunit. The record is from RefSeq and is a predicted model, not a curated record. Gene Ontology annotation, biological process: regulation of DNA-templated transcription; signal transduction. NCBI's taxonomy places the organism in Eukaryota, Metazoa, Chordata, Actinopteri, Salmoniformes, Salmonidae. Gene Ontology annotation, cellular component: cytoplasm. Gene Ontology annotation, molecular function: protein binding; RNA polymerase II cis-regulatory region sequence-specific DNA binding; DNA-binding transcription factor activity, RNA polymerase II-specific.
UGUGAGGAAACAUAUCCCAGCUUUGGCCACCUGGGGGCAGGUGCUGCAAAGACCUUCACAAGUCUACGUCACUGGGAAUUUCCAGUGGGGAAGUGAAGUUUCUGAACAACUGUACAAGUCGAUGUUGCUAGCUAGCACUGUUAUAUUUCAUCCUCGUUAACUGAAGCAAAAUUAUUAACCUAGAAGUGUUGUAUAAUAUGAACGUUUGACGAUAGGAUACUGUCAGAUUCGGUCAAAUCAGUUCACCUAAGCAUGGCGCAAUAAUGUGCAAAACUCGACUCAUCUGAUGUGGAUGUAGGAAUCGCAUGUGACCUAGGUAUUUAUCUUCUCUCAGACGCCAUGGCAGAAGAGGAGGCUUACCUGCCUCACCCACAGUACUAUGACAUAGAGCCAAUAUGGGAUCCUCUGAAUUUCCCUCCCAUGUCACUCAACAACUCACUCCGGACAGCAGAUGGACCCUACCUUCAAAUCAUUGAACAGCCUAAACAGCGGGGCUUCAGGUUCCGUUAUGGCUGUGAGGGGCCCUCUCACGGUGGGCUCCCAGGGGCCUCCAGCGAGAAGAACAGGAAGUCAUAUCCCCAGGUCAAGAUCUGUAACUACCAGGGGUUGGCACGUGUGGUGGUACAGCUGGUGACCAACUCUAAAGAUGCCCACCUCCAUGCCCACAGUUUGGUGGGCAAGCAGUGUGACAAAGGCAUCUGCAUCACAGACCAACAGCCCAAAGACUCCAGCAUCAGUUUCCCCAACCUGGGCAUCCUCCACGUGACCAAGAAGAAUGUGAGUAAGACACUGGAGGACCGCAUGACUGAGGCCUACAGGAUGGGUUACAACUGUGGCAUUGUCAUCCACCACGAGAUAGACGCCAUCCAGGGAGAGGUUCGCAUCCCCCGGGAGCUCACUGAUCACCAGAGAAGCAUGAUCUGCAGUGCAGCAACCAAGCAGGCUAAAGAGAUGGACCUAAGCGUGGUGCGCCUCAUGUUCACAGCCUUCCUCCCAGAUAGUGACGGGGGCUUCUCCCGUAGACUGGACCCCGUCAUAUCAGACCCCAUUUUCGACAGCAAAGCUCCUAAUGCAUCCAACCUGAAGAUUGUGCGGAUGGACCGCACAGCUGGCUGUGUGACAGGAGGAGAAGAGGUCUACCUGCUCUGUGACAAGGUCCAGAAAGAUGACAUCCAGGUACGCUUCUAUGAGGAUGACGAGACCGGGCUGACAUGGGAGGCCUUUGGGGACUUCUCCCCCACUGAUGUGCAUCGACAGUUUGCCAUUGUUUUCAAGACCCCCAAAUACAGAGACCUGAACCUCCAGAAGCCCACCUCAGUGUUUGUGCAGCUGAAGCGUAAAUCGGACAACGAGACGAGCGAGCCCAAGCCCUUCACCUACCACCCACAGAUCAUAGAUAAGGAAGAGGUGCAGAGGAAGAGACAGAAGACCCUGCCUAAUUUCCAGGACUACAGUGGCCAAGGUGGAUCAGGGGGCAUGUACCGGGGACCAGGGGGAGGAGGCUCCGCUACGGGGGGAGGACCCGGCUCAGGUGGAGGAGGUUACUUCCAGGCCUAUUCCACCUACAAUAACUACGGCACCGGCUAUAGCGCUGGCUUUUCCCCUGGCAUGAGUGGUGGCGGGGCGGGCAUUAAACAUGCUACACAGGGCAGAGCGGAGGACAGCGGUGAUGACAGCGACAUGGGCGAUGACCCGUCCUCGGGGGCAGUGGUGGCGGACCGAGCCCAGUCGGAGGAGGAUGCCUCUGCUGGGGAGACAAAAUGCGUGCUGGAGGCCAGGCUGGUGGAUGUGGCUGAGAGGCAGGCUGAAGCCCUCUUCCAUUACGCCGUCACUGGAGACGUCCGCUACCUGAUGGCUCCACAGCGCCACCUCAUGACGACUCAGGACGAGAACGGCGACACUGGUCUCCAUCUGGGGGUGAUCCACAGCCAGACAGACGCAGUCAGGAGUCUAGCCCAGGUGCUCUCUGCCCUGCCUGGAGAGGAGGUCCUCAACAUGAGGAAUGACCUCUACCAGACUCCUUUGCACCUAGCGGUGAUAACCCAGCAGAAGGAGGCAGCCGAGGCCCUCGUAUUGGCUGGGGCUGAUGUCACUCUGUCUGAUCGCCACGGAAACACGGCUCUACACCUGGCCACUCAGCAGAAGGAGGGAGGGAUGGUGGGAUUUCUACUAAGACACAGAGAGGUGGUGGAACUAGUGGACCUCCCCAACACAGCAGGAUUUUGCUCCCUCCACCUGGCUGUGCUGGCCAACAGCCUAUGUUCCCUCAGGGACCUCCUGGUGAGCGGGGGCAAUGUGGAGGUCCAGGAGAGGAGCUGCGGCCGCACGGCACUCCACCUGGCCACUGAGCUGGACAACGUCUCCCUUGCAGGCUGCCUGCUACUGGAGGGGAAUGCUGAUGUGGACUGCUGCACCUACAACGGCUCCAGCCCUCUACACAUAGCAGCAGGCCGGGGCUCUGUCAAACUGACCGCUCUCCUCAUGGCUGCAGGUGCCAAUCCUCACAAAGAAAACUUUGAGCCCCUGUUCUUCAGAGAGGAUGACUGCUGUGUGGAUGAGGAAGAGGAACAGGAUGAAGGCUACAUCCCAGGGAUGAGUCCUCUUAACAUGGCUGCCACUGCUGAGGUAUUGGAAAUUCUGAAUGGCAAAGAGUACAAKCCAGAGACCACCAUCCCAGUCUUCAUCCCCCCUCAAGGCGACAUGCGGAGCCUGGGCUCAGACACAAAGCGGGCAUUAUGCCAGGCACUUGAGUGCCAGGGGGGGAGCUGGGAGAGCCUGGCAAACACGCUGGGGCUGGGCAUCCUCAACAGUGCCUUCAGACUCAGCCCCUCCCCCGCCAGCACACUGCUGGACAGCUACGAGGUGUCCGGGGGAAUGGUCAUGGACCUUUUGGAGGGACUCAGGAUGGUGGAUAACUCCACCGCGUUGACAGUACUGCAGGGGGCACUGUGUAAAACAGAGCAGGCUCCUCUAGCUCCCCAAAGCACCACAGAGCUCUUAGGACGUGUCCAGGAUCUGAAGCUGGACGGACAGGAGGACAGCGGCGUGUGUGACAGUGGGGUGGAGCUCUCCACAGCGUGACUGCCAGAUUGGUUUAUCACACAUCAGGGCCCUGACCUUGUCAGGAUUUCAUGAGGCUUCUACUUCCUAUAAGCAGGCUACAGACAAUUUCUCUCUGAAAGGGACACUAGCAAGCUCGUCUCCUCACACAUCAUGCUAAAUAUCCUUACUUUUAAUGUUUUGAAUACGUAAACAUAGUAUGCAUGUUAUGUUUGCAUAAUGACAUUUCAGGAAACCUGAAUGUAAUCUAUUUGAAUCUUGUUUGAAUUAACAUCAUGAAUGUGUUUUAUUCAGGGGAAAACUCAAGAGGCUUGGUAUAAAUGUGGAAAAUACUUUUUAAAUAAUUUGUAAUUUAUUAGAUUCAAAAUGAUAUGAUCAGAAAUGUUCUCCCCACACUACAGUUCAUUUGGAGCAUGGAAGUAAAAAAAAUGCAGCCGAUUCAAAUGACCAAUUUUGAGUGUGGCACUCUGGACCUUGGCAAAGCCCGAGAAAUACGUUCCAACACCCCCUUGUUUACAAGGCGUAGACCCCAUACAGAAUGAGCAGGCUUCAAUGCCACUUUGGAAAAAAGUGUCUGAUUAAAUUAUAUUAAAUGAAAAUUGCCCCUUUAUACAGCAGUAGUUGCCAAAAGGAUAGCCCGUUAUGUAUCCCCCACUCAUAAAGUGACUCCGUAGCUGUGGAAAUAUCACAUGGAUAGAAUGGUUUACUGUUCAGUGGUUUGUAUUGAAACCAAGCAACCACUAAUACAUGCUCCUGCAAUGUUUUUGUAUCAUGUACAACAAAGUCAAAUUACAUUUCCUAUGGAAGUGGUGCUACCAGUGAAUUGUACGUAUGAUAAUGGUUUAUUGCAAUAAUCAUGAAGCCUGUUAAAGCACAAUCCUCAGCCUUGACUACAGUACAGAAACCACUUUUGAAUAGCCUUGAGUUCAUUCCUGUGUAGACAAGCUUUUCAUCGUACCAGUUAUCAUCAGUUAGUGUAUCCCUUCAUUUUAUCCAUUGAUGUCUGUAUGAAGUAGGGUCUAAACUCACUUUUGGAAGCCAUUUGUUUCUAGUAACAUUUUUCUGUUAUCAAUGCACUUGAUGGAGUAAGUUGAAUUGUUUUAUCAAAUGUUCAUAGCCAGGUUAUCAAGUUCUGCUUCAAGACCACGUUGGAGAAUGAGUGGUGCUUUAUUUUCUUAAUUGCAAAAUGGGGAAGAACAAUUAAGUAUUCAGUGAGUCAUUUGAUAUUCCUAAACCCUCUUUUUUAUGUUAUCGACAUCAAAAGAGAUUUGUUUCAAUCAAGUUUGAAGCUGUUCCAACAUUUUCCUGACAACACUGGCAUUUUGAGAUGACUAUCAAUCCCAAACCAAAGAUUUAAUAGGCAAGCACCGCUUCACUUUGUGUGGAGCUUCAAUAUUUAUACCUGUACCCUGUGAAACUUUUGUAUAGUCAAAGGUUUGCUUUUUAAUGGGUUUUAUUGUAAUACUUUUUUAAUAAAAUUGUUAAUUGUG